AUGGUGACGGGUGCAGGAUUUUCAGAGGAAAAUUGUGAGGCUGGUAUGAUGAAAGAAAUGGUGGUGGAGUCACUAGUGCUGACUAUUAAACUUUUGGUUGCUGCAGCACUAGGCCCUUUCAAAAUAUUAGCGUCCUGGUUGUUUGAGAAACGGGCUAGAGAGAUAAUUAAAUGGUACGAUGAGUUAUUGGAAAAGUACUUAGAAGAGCAUGAAGCAAGAGCAAAUGGAGAUGGCGACAGAUCAGAAAAUAGAGAUUUGAUGGAUAUCCUCUUGGAGGUUUAUCAUGAUGAAAAAUCAGAGUUCAAGAUUACCAAAACAAACAUCAAGGCCUUCCUUCUGGAUCUCUUGGUUGCUGGCAUCAGUGGCACAGAUGAGAGCGUAAAAUGGACAAUAUUGGAGCUUAUCAACCAUCCUGAUUCAUUCAAUAAAGUUAGGGAAGAGAUUGAAUCAGUUGUUGGAAGAAAUAGACUUGUUGAAGAAUCAGAUAUACGAAAUCUUCCUUUUUUGCAGGCCGUGGUGAAGGAAACACUGAGAAUUCAUCCACAUGUCCCUAUAAUAUUCAGGAAAUCCGAUAGAAAUUGUAAUAUCAAAGGCUUCGAUAUACCUGGAAAAACUCUAACAGUUAUUAAUGCAUAUGGCAUAAUGAGGGAUCCUCAGUUUUGGGAUAAACCAAACGAGUUCCGCCCUGAGAGGUUUUUAGUUUAUUCCAAAGAAGAAGAAGAUAGCGAAACAAAGAAACAACUUUUCAAUUAUUUUCCAUUUGGAGGAGGGAGGAGAAACUGCCCGGCUGCAUUGUUUUCAUCAACCUUCCUGAAUGCUGCAACAGCUGCAAUGGUUCAAUGCUUUGAUUUUGAAGUUGAACGCAGUAAGUUUAAACUGCAGGCUGGACCAGAACUGGCAGUGAACUUGUCUCAGAAACUUAUGUGUCGCCCUGUGGUUCACUUCAACCCAUUUGCUCAUGAUGUGGUUUACUCAGGCCCGACAUCACAAAUAUUGAUCAAGUAGUAAUUAAUUUUCUUUCAAGUGCUAAUUGUCUAUGUUGAUGCAGUGAUACCUUGCUGGAAAUGCAUCAACAUAACAGGUCUCAGUUUGAACUUUUUGGAACCAGUUGAAGUUAGUUUUCUGCAGUUGGUCUGACGUGCAUGGCUGCAACCUUUUAGUGUAUUUUUGUUAAAUAGCUUAGGUGUAAUUAAGUCAUGUAAAUGAUGCAUCUGGUGUAUGAUUUGUUAGUUGUUAAAAGUUAAAUUCAAAUAUGUAAUCCUCUGCUGUAGUUGUUGUAAU
Pistacia vera is the source of this 1281-nucleotide messenger RNA. RefSeq names its product cytochrome P450 705A5-like. Gene Ontology annotation, molecular function: heme binding; iron ion binding; oxidoreductase activity, acting on paired donors, with incorporation or reduction of molecular oxygen, NAD(P)H as one donor, and incorporation of one atom of oxygen. The coding region runs from base 1 to 1005 and encodes 334 amino acids. The record is from RefSeq and is a predicted model, not a curated record. Gene Ontology annotation, cellular component: membrane. The transcript is spliced from 2 exons. Lineage: Eukaryota; Viridiplantae; Streptophyta; Magnoliopsida; Sapindales; Anacardiaceae.